Messenger RNA from Sturnus vulgaris (Common starling), 4917 nucleotides. RefSeq names its product SIN3 transcription regulator family member A (gene SIN3A). Gene Ontology annotation, biological process: negative regulation of transcription by RNA polymerase II. Gene Ontology annotation, molecular function: transcription corepressor activity. The record is from RefSeq and is a predicted model, not a curated record. Gene Ontology annotation, cellular component: Sin3-type complex; chromatin. Lineage: Eukaryota; Metazoa; Chordata; Aves; Passeriformes; Sturnidae.
GGAUGGGGGUGCUGGAUCGAUUCCCCACUCUCACCAUUCUGCUUUUCCCAGGUUUUGUGGUGCUUCCCGAGCAUGAGUUCAGCAUGAAGCGGCGAUUGGAUGAGCAGGAGUCACCCGUGUACGCGUCGCAGCAGAGGCGUCUCACCAGCAGCACCGAGGCUUUCCCGCACCAGCACCGCGUGCUCGCCCCGGCCCCGCCGGUCUAUGAGGCCGUGUCCGAGACCAUGCAGUCAGCCACGGGCAUCCAGUACUCCGUAACUCCCAGCUACCAGGUGUCGGCCGUGCCGCAGAGCUCGGGCAGCCACGGGCCGGCCAUCGCCGCCGUGCACAGCGGCCACCACCACCCCGCGCCCGUGCAGCCCCACGGCAGCCAGGUGGUGCCGAGCCACACGCACCCCACGCCCCCAGCCGUGCCUGUGCAGGGCCAGCAGCAGUUCCAGAGGCUCAAGGUGGAGGAUGCAUUGUCUUACCUUGACCAGGUGAAGCUACAGUUUGGUAGUCAGCCACAGGUCUACAAUGACUUCUUGGAUAUUAUGAAGGAAUUUAAAUCUCAAAGCAUCGACACUCCAGGGGUGAUCAGCCGUGUGUCGCAGCUCUUCAAGGGCCACCCAGACUUGAUCAUGGGUUUCAACACCUUCCUGCCACCUGGCUACAAGAUUGAGGUGCAGACCAAUGACAUGGUGAACGUGACAACCCCGGGGCAGGUUCACCAGAUCCCCACGCACGGGCUGCAGCCCCAGCCGCAGCCGCAGCCGCCGCACCCGUCGCAGCCUUCGGCGCAGUCGACCCCGACACCAGCACAGCCAGCACCACAGCCCACACCUGCCAAAAUCAGCAAGCCAUCGCAGUUGCAGGCUCAUACUCCUGCCAGCCAGCAAACGCCGCCGAUUCCGCCGUACGCGUCGCCGCGCUCGCCGCCCGUGCAGCCUCACACGCCCGUGACAAUCUCUCUGGGCACCACACCAUCCCUGCAGAACAAUCAGCCCGUGGAGUUCAACCACGCCAUCAACUAUGUCAACAAGAUCAAGAAUCGGUUCCAGGGACAGCCAGACAUCUACAAAGCCUUCCUGGAGAUUCUCCAUACGUAUCAGAAAGAGCAGCGUAAUGCCAAGGAGGCAGGAGGGAACUACACACCAGCUCUGACAGAGCAGGAGGUCUAUGCCCAGGUGGCUCGCCUCUUCAAGAACCAGGAGGAUCUGCUCUCAGAAUUUGGGCAAUUCCUGCCUGAUGCCAACAGCUCUGUGCUGUUAAGUAAGACAACUGCAGAGAAAGUGGAAUCGGUCAGGAAUGACCACGGGGGCACAGUGAAGAAGCCACAGCUCAACAACAAACAGCAGAGACCCAACCAGAAUGGCUGCCAGAUCCGACGGCACUCGGGCACUGGAGCAACCCCUCCAGUGAAGAAGAAACCAAAGCUGCUUGGUUUGAAAGACCAGUCUUUGGCAGAAGCCAGCAAACAUGGUGUGGGGACAGAAUCUCUCUUCUUUGAGAAGGUCCGCAAAGCUCUGCGUAGCACGGAAGCGUACGAGAACUUCCUGCGCUGCCUGGUUAUUUUCAACCAGGAGGUGAUCUCCAGGGCUGAGCUUGUGCAGCUGGUUUCUCCAUUCCUGGGGAAAUUCCCAGAACUGUUCACUUGGUUUAAAAACUUUCUGGGCUAUAAAGAGUCUGUUCACAUGGAGACGUAUCCCAAGGAACGGGCUACUGAGGGGAUUGCCAUGGAGAUUGACUAUGCCUCCUGCAAGAGGCUGGGCUCCAGCUACCGAGCCUUGCCCAAGAGCUACCAGCAGCCCAAGUGCACAGGGCGGACUCCACUCUGCAAAGAGGUUUUGAAUGACACCUGGGUCUCCUUCCCAUCCUGGUCUGAAGAUUCCACAUUUGUGAGCUCCAAGAAGACACAAUAUGAAGAGCACAUCUACAGGUGUGAGGACGAGCGUUUUGAGCUGGAUGUUGUCUUGGAGACCAACCUGGCAACCAUCCGCGUUCUCGAGGCAAUCCAGAAGAAGCUGUCACGCUUGUCUGCAGAGGAGCAGGCCAAAUUCCGGCUGGACAACACCCUGGGGGGCACCUCGGAGGUGAUCCACCGCAAGGCUCUCCAGAGGAUAUAUGCUGACAAAGCAGCUGACAUCAUCGAUGGGCUGCGCAAGAACCCGUCUGUGGCUGUCCCCAUCGUACUGAAAAGGUUAAAGAUGAAAGAGGAAGAGUGGCGAGAAGCCCAGAGAGGUUUUAAUAAAGUCUGGCGAGAGCAGAAUGAGAAGUAUUACCUGAAAUCCUUGGACCACCAGGGCAUCAACUUCAAGCAGAAUGACACCAAGGUCCUAAGGUCAAAGAGUCUCCUUAAUGAGAUUGAAAGCAUCUAUGAUGAGAGGCAAGAACAGGCUUCAGAAGACAAUGCUGGAGUCCCCACAGGCCCACACCUCUCACUAGCCUACGAAGACAAGCAGAUCCUGGAAGAUGCUGCCUCUCUCAUCAUCCACCACGUGAAGCGGCAGACGGGAAUCCAGAAAGAGGACAAGUACAAAAUCAAGCAGAUCAUGUAUCACUUCAUUCCAGACCUGCUGUUUGCUCAGCGAGGUGAACUCUCGGAUGUGGAAGAGGAAGAAGAAGAGGAGAUGGAUGUGGACGAAGCUACCGGGGCUGCAAAAAAGCACAACGGCGUUGGGGGUAGUCCUCCCAAAACCAAGCUGAUGUUCAACAACACGACAGCCCAGAAGCUGCGGGGCAUGGAUGAGGUCUACAACCUCUUCUAUGUGAACAGCAACUGGUACAUCUUCAUGAGGCUGCACCAGAUCCUGUGCCUGCGGCUGCUGCGGAUCUGCACCCAGGCCGAGCGGCAGAUCGAGGAGGAGACGCGGGAACGGGAGUGGGAGAGGGAAGUGCUGGGCAUAAAGAGAGACAAGAGCGACAGCCCUGCCAUCCAGCUGCGACUGAAGGAGCCCAUGGACAUCGAUGUUGAGGAUUAUUACCCAGCUUUCCUGGACAUGGUGCGCAACCUCCUGGACGGGAACAUGGACUCGUCGCAGUACGAGGACUCCCUGCGCGAGAUGUUCACCAUCCACGCCUACAUCGCCUUCACCAUGGACAAGCUGAUCCAGAGCAUCGUCCGACAGCUCCAGCACAUUGUGAGUGAUGAGAUCUGUGUGCAGGUGACAGACCUGUACCUGUCAGAGAACAGCAACGGAGCCACUGGUGGUCUGCUGGCCUCCCAGUCCUCCCGCACGCUCCUGGAGGCCGCGUACCAGCGCAAAGCCGAGCAGCUCAUGUCUGAGGAGAACUGCUUCAAGCUGAUGUUCAUUCAGAGCAGAGGUCAAGUUCAGUUAACCAUUGAGCUGCUGGACACAGAAGAGGAAAACUCGGAUGACCCUGUGGAAGCAGAGCGCUGGUCCGACUACGUGGAGCGGUACGUCAACUCUGACUCUACCUCCCCCGAGCUCCGUGAGCACCUGGCCCAGAAACCUGUCUUCCUGCCCAGGAAUCUGAGGCGGAUCCGCAAGUGUCAGCGUGGUCGGGAGCAGCAGGAGAAGGAAGGGAAGGAGGGGAACAGUAAGAAGUCCAUGGAGAACGUGGAGAGCCUGGACAAGCUGGAGUGUAAAUUCAAGCUGAACUCGUAUAAGAUGGUGUACGUGAUCAAGUCGGAGGAUUACAUGUACAGGAGGACCGCGCUGCUGCGAGCUCAGCAGUCCCACGAGAGGGUGAGCAAGCGGCUGCACCAGCGGUUCCAGGCCUGGGUGGACAAAUGGACCAAGGAGCACGUGCCCCGCGAAAUGGCAGCCGAGACAAACAAGUGGCUCAUGGGUGAAGGCUUGGAGGGCUUGGUGCCCUGCACCACCACCUGUGACACAGAGACCCUGCACUUUGUCAGCAUCAACAAGUACCGCGUCAAAUACGGCACGAUAUUCAAGACACCCUAAAAGAGUCCCCCCCGGGGCGAGGGCAGAGCCCGGGAGAUGUGUGUGUGUGCGCGCAUCCAGGGAAGGAGGGAGAUCCUUUCUCCCCUCACCGUGUAUCUCCGUGACAUGGCCACUUGACUAGUGCGUGGCUGGUACAGCCUGUCCCGGCGGGAUUCCCCGUGGGGACACGGAUCUCCGUCCCGGGGCCGUGGGCUGCCGGCCCCUUUUUGGGCAGGAAGGACCCUUCUCUGAACUGAGCCAUCCCAGAGAAACACCACGAGCUCGUACACACCAGCAGCGUUGAGGCUUUGACUUCCCUGAGCGGCGAGGGAGGGGAUGGGAUGCUUCCACCACCACCGGACCGCUUGGAUGUGUCCCCAAAAUCCCCAGGUGCCUGUGGCCACCGGAUUCUCCUCUCCUUGCGGGCUCCGGCGCUGGGGCCACGGGGCAGCAGACCCCGGGUUCCUCUUGCUCCCUCUCCUCCCUCCCAGGCUGGACUCACCCUGUGCAGAUCGGUCUGUCCUUUCUAGUGCCAGUGGAACUGUUUUAUUUUUAUUUUGGGGUUUUGGUUUUUUUGUUUUUUUGUUUUUUGGUUUUUUUUUUUUUAUGGUACCUGCUUGUUUACUAGUCUCUCCUAGUGCCAUGCACCAGCUUUUCACACACAUGUACGUACACACACACAGCAGAGAACAACACGAUUUUAACAUGUUCCCCUCCUUUUUUUGUAAAUAAAUGUACAAAUUGUCAAUUUUUUGGGUUUUUUUUUUUUCCUUUUUGGUUUGUUUUGGUUUUUUUUUUUUUAAUUAAAGGAAUUAUGCUUGAUGUGCUAGCAUAACUGUACUAGCUUCUUGUGUACCAUAGUACCAGGUGGCUUGAGAAUUAGUACCGACAGACCGAUGGAGACAUUUAUUACACUUUUUACCAAAGGGAGUUAUCAUUGUAGUGCUUUUGUGUGGAAACUUUUUUCUCCUUUUUUUGUAAAUAAAAAAAAUAAUGUCUUUGUUCUUAACUGGAGGAAGACACUCGCUCA